CCUCUUCACUUUUUGCUUUCUGCUUCCCUUCCCCAUUUCUACUGUUCUUUUACUCUUCGUUUCGGUCGUGAAAUCGGUCUGAGCUUCGUUCGUUAUUUCCCUUGGCCGACACUUUGUGGUCUCGUUUUCGCCUCAUCUGUUGAUCGCUGAAUGUGGGUUUGGAUUCGGCCAUCGGAGGCUGCUGAUUUUGGCUUCCAUUUUUGCAUAUUUGGUAUUAAUUUUUCUGUCCGACAGCCAUUCUUUAGUCCAUUCUAUUGUUUGGUGCCACAUUGCUGUCUUUUUCACGACAUUUGAUUGAUCGGGGGCCUGCAGCGGGUCUUUGAGGGGAGACUGGAAUCGCAACUUCUUGCGACAAUAGCAAGUGCUUCUAGAUUUCUGUUGCUUUAUAUAUAAUCUUUAGUUUUCUUUUCUGAAGUUGAACUGGAGAUCUGUUCGAAGUUCAGCCGUUGACGGAGUUUUCGAUUUGGGGGGAACUGUUUCGUUGCAGUGGGUUAAUAUAUUAGGGAAGAUUGUAGCUUUUGUGCUGCCCUGGUUAAAUUUGGGGCUAAUUGUUAGGGUGUUAAGGGUAUUUUGGGUUGAGGACAGGUUGGCUGUGGGGUUGUGACAUUUGAAGCUAUUUGAAUGGCGAAUGGUGUCAUUGUUUCUUGAGGAGUGACUUGUUGGUGUGAUUAUCGGUAACUGUAUGGUCCCCUCCAUUAGGUUCGGCAGCUAAGCCUGUGGGUCCGUCUGUUGAUAUAAAGCUUGAUUCACUUUUGCAGAGCAAAAAGGAAGGAAAAAGCUUCCUUUAUGAUCCAAUUAUAGUUUUCUUGAGUGUAUUCAUUGAAUUGAAGGAAGAUUGAUAGAUAGAUAGAUAUAAUCAUAGACAGAUAAAAAGGGGUGUUUAUUGAGCCAAAAUGCUUCGGAAAGGAGUUCAGGGGUUGCCUUCUUUUCAGAAGAUCCAAUCAUUGCCGAUGGAUUUUAGAAUUGGGGAUGAUCCUGGGAGUGAUAUGAUGCUGUUGUCUGCUAAUGUUGAGGGGUCGACUGAUGCUGCAGGAGGCGGGGUGAAUGGUAAGGGUCAUUUUAAUGGAGAUAGUGAUGAAUCGCCCUAUUUUAGUAUGGAUAUGUCAGUGAAAGAUGAAGCUUCUUUGGACGAUAAUGGUGGUGAUCAUAAGGGGAUGGUUAUGCCUGAAAGGCCACUCAAACAUUCCCUUUCUGAUUCUAAGUGGAGUGACACCACUCCGUUUGCAACUAAAAAGAAGCUUCAGUCAUGGUUCCAACUUCCUGGUGGUAACUGGGAGCUGGGAACAAUUCUUCAGACUUCUGGAAAUGAGUCACUGAUAUCAUUGCCUGAAGGAAAAGUUUUGAAAGUGAAUUCAGAAACUUUGGUGCCUUCAAAUCCUGACAUUCUUGAUGGCGUAGAUGAUUUAAUGCAGCUAAGUUACUUAAAUGAACCUUCAGUAUUGUACAAUCUCCAGUAUAGAUAUGAUCGUGAAAUGAUUUAUACCAAGGCUGGACCUGUUCUGGUUGCGAUUAAUCCCUUUAAGAAAGUCCCAUUGUAUGGAAAUGAAUACAUUGAAGCUUACAAGUGCAAAUCUUUGGAGGGCCCACAUGUAUAUGCCAUCACUGAUACGGCUAUGCGUGAAAUGAUCCGAGAUGAAGUUAAUCAAUCUAUCAUUAUAAGUGGGGAAAGUGGAGCAGGAAAAACUGAGACAGCAAAGAUAGCAAUGCAAUAUUUGGCUGCCCUUGGUGGUGGUAGUGGUAUAGAGUAUGAGAUACUGAAAACUAAUCCAAUUUUGGAAGCCUUUGGUAAUGCAAAGACAUUGAGAAAUGACAACUCAAGUCGAUUUGGAAAGCUGAUUGAAAUUCACUUUAGUGAAACUGGAAAAAUAUCGGGUGCCAAGAUUCAAACUUUUUUACUGGAGAAGUCCAGAGUUGUUCAAUGUUCAGAAGGUGAAAGGUCCUAUCAUAUCUUUUAUCAACUUUGUGCUGGAGCUCCACCCAGCCUAAGAGAAAAAUUGAACUUAAGGAGCAUAGAUGAGUUCAAAUAUUUGAGGCAAAGCGAUUGUUAUACGAUUUCUGGAGUGGAUGAUGCAGAAGAGUUUCGUGUGGUGAUGGAAGCUCUAGAUGUUGUUCAUGUUAAAAAGGAAGACCAAGAAAGUGUAUUCUCAAUGCUAGCUGCUGUAUUGUGGCUGGGAAAUGUUUCUUUUACAGUGGUUGACAGUGAAAACCAUGUUGAGCCAGUGGUGGAUGAAGGUCUAACUAAUGUAGCUACCCUUAUUGGGUGCAAUAUUGAGGAACUUAAGCUGGCAUUGUCAACUAGGAAGAUGAGAGUUGGAAAGAAGAAUGACACUAUUGUUCAAAAGCUUACCCUUGCUCAGGCCAUUGAUACACGAGAUGCAUUGGCAAAAUCAAUUUAUUCUUGUUUGUUUGAUUGGCUGGUGGAACAAAUUAAUAAAUCACUCGCAGUAGGGAAAAGGCGCACUGGAAGAUCCAUUAGUAUUCUAGAUAUAUAUGGUUUUGAAUCAUUUGAGAGGAAUAGCUUUGAGCAAUUCUGCAUCAAUUAUGCCAAUGAAAGAUUGCAGCAACAUUUCAACCGUCACUUGUUCAAAUUGGAGCAAGAGGAAUAUAUUCAAGAUGGUAUUGAUUGGGCAAAAGUUGAUUUUGAAGACAAUCAAGACUGUCUUAAUCUCUUUGAGAAGAAACCUUUAGGAUUGCAAUCAUUGCUAGAUGAGGAGUCAACCUUUCCAAAUGGCACUGAUUUGAGCUUUGCCAAUAAACUUAAGCAACAUCUACACUCCAAUCCUUGUUUUCGAGGAGAAAGAGAGAAAGCCUUCACCGUUUGCCAUUAUGCUGGGGAGGUUACAUAUGACACGACUAGUUUUCUUGAGAAGAAUCGAGAUUUGCUUCAUUUGGAUUCUAUCGAACUUCUUUCUUCCUGUAUGUUCAAACUGCCUCAGGCGUUUGCAUCCAGUCUGCUUACUCAAUCUGAGAAGCCUGUAGUUGGUGCACUUCAUAAAUCUGGUGGAGCAGAUUCACAAAAAUUAAGUGUUACAGCAAAAUUCAAGGGCCAAUUAUUCCAAUUAAUGCAGCGUCUCGAGAGCACAACACCUCAUUUCAUACGGUGCAUAAAGCCCAAUAAUUCACAAUCUCCUGGAAGCUACAAUCAGGGACUAGUUCUGCAACAGCUGCGGUGUUGUGGAGUCUUAGAAGUUGUCCGAAUAUCAAGAUCAGGUUUUCCCACCAGAAUGUCACAUCAAAAGUUCUCCAGAAGGUACGGUUUUCUUCUAUUAGAGCAUGUCGCAUCUCAGGAUCCCUUAAGUGUUUCAGUGGCAAUUCUUCAUCAGUUCAACAUUCAGCCAGAAAUGUAUCAAGUAGGAUACACAAAAUUGUUUUUUCGAACUGGACAGAUUGGGGUGCUGGAAGAAACAAGAAAUCGUACUCUCCAUGGUAUUUUGCGAGUGCAAAGCUGCUUUAGAGGCCAUCAAGCUCGUUGUCUUCUUAAGGAGUUAAGGAGAGGGAUUGCAGCCCUUCAGUCUUUUAUUCGAGCUGAGAAGACUAGAAAAGAAUACUCAAUCUUAUUGCAUAGGCAUAGAGCUGCCGUAUCUAUUCAAAAGCACGUCAAGGCCAGGAUCUAUAGAAAAAGGUUUGACAGAUUAAAUGAGUCAUCAACUGCAAUACAAGCAGUGAUCCGUGGUUGGCUGGUCCGAAGAUGCUCAGGAGACAUAGGUUUACUGCAAUUUGGAGGAAGAAAGGGGAACGAGCCGGAAGAAGUGCUAGUGAAGACAUCUUUCCUUGCCGAACUGCAGCGCCGAGUACUCCGUGCCGAAGCUAUUCUGCGAGAAAAGGAGGAGGAGAACGACAUUCUUCACCAACGGCUGCAACAGUACGAGAAUCGCUGGUCCGAAUACGAGCUGAAAAUGAAGUCCAUGGAGGAGCUGUGGCAAAAGCAGAUGCGAUCCCUUCAGUCCAGCCUUUCCAUCGCCAAGAAGAGCCUCGCAUUGGAUGAUUCCCAAAGAAAUUCAGAUGCAUCCGUGAAUGGAAACGACGAAGAGUCCAGCUGGGAUACUGGCGGCAGCUUGAGACCCCAUGAAAGCAACGGAGGAGGAAGGACAUCCGUCGCUGGCUUAGGUGUCAUCAGCCGGCUGGCGGAUGAGUUUGAGCAGAGGAGGCAAGUGUUUGGAGACGACGCCAAAUUCUUGGUGGAAGUGAAGUCAGGUCAAGCCGAGGCGGAUUUGGACCCGUACUACGAGCUCCGAAGGUUGAAACAGAAAUUUGAAGCUUGGAAUAAAGAUUAUGUCACAAGACUGAGAGAAACAAAGGUGAUUCUCCAGAAGCUCGGGAGCGAAGAAGGAUCAGGCGACAAGGCGAGGAGGAAAUGGUGGGGGAGGAGGAACAGCACGAGGAUGAACUAACUAACUAACUAACUUUGCCUACGCCUGCAAGAUACAUGGUCGAUUGAUUACCUAUUCCUCUCCGAAAAUCAUCUCCUCAAAAAACUAUUCCUUUCCAGGUAUGCCCGUGCCCGUCUAUCCAUCAAAUGUUGUGUAUAUUUCUCAUUGCGCGCCGUCUCUUUCGAAUACGAGUUCCACUCUCGGAUGAAGUCUUGCUUGUUGUUUAUGAGUGUAGAUAGACAUAUGAUAUGAUAUGAUAUGACAAGACGAGGACGACGAGAUAUGGUGUAGCUUUGUGGUUUUAAUUUUGACAGUAUGGCAUUCCUUAGUAAUGUUGUUUUACUUGGGUGUACUAAA
This is a messenger RNA of Andrographis paniculata, 4727 nucleotides long. Its product is annotated as myosin-1. The transcript has 23 exons. The record is from RefSeq and is a predicted model, not a curated record. Gene Ontology annotation, biological process: actin filament organization; vesicle transport along actin filament. Lineage: Eukaryota; Viridiplantae; Streptophyta; Magnoliopsida; Lamiales; Acanthaceae. Gene Ontology annotation, cellular component: myosin complex; cytoplasm; vesicle. Gene Ontology annotation, molecular function: microfilament motor activity; ATP binding; actin filament binding. Bases 894 to 4391 code for a protein of 1165 amino acids.